AGUCCCCCAAAGGUAUUUACCAGGCCGUCUUCAACGACGGUUAUAGUCUUCCAUGAAGUCAUGUCUCAGUAUCAAGACGUUGAGCCACCACAGGACCUCAAGCUCCAUCUGAUCUUUUGCGGGGAUUGAUGUAAGGGUUAAGCCUACUUUUCUGCGACAGAUUUUCCAGCCCUACCUACGUAAGGUAUGUAGCAUCAGAAGCACAGAAUUGGAGUAAUUUCCUCUUUCGGACGCCGAUCGGUCGGAGGCAAGGAGGCCGAUAUCCCCAGCCAAAGAACCAGGAUCGGUGUCAUUUCCGCCAACAGAUCUCAUUAAAACUGCCAAUUUCUGUCUUGAAGGGCUUCGACCCCGCUAUUUAAGCCUGCCAACAUGCGCAUCAAGCACCCUGGAGAACGACCAUGCAUCUUGGUAUGUUGGGGGCAACUCAGGGAAGCACAGUAGGUGGUUCCUUCCCCGCAUUCAGCGCCCCGGUCAAUGUCAACUUCCCCUCACGAUGCCAUACGAUUCGCUGCAUUUUCUCAACUUUGAUCAGCGGUGAAACCAUGCAGAUAUUUCCAACGUUACUUGCCCAGACCAAACGUGGGACCUUGCAGAAAGUCCGUCGCCUGUGCGACUGACCUUUUGUUGCAUUUCUUGAUGGAACGUUGGGUCUGAGCAUGGCCGUAGCAGCAUGACUGCCUGCCUACUUAAAGACGCCCAUUCUGCACCGGGCGCACAAGGCGAGCCCAGGAUGGCAAGCCUGGUGGCAGGUCCUGUGGAACAUUCGUCGCAAACCCGGUAAAUUCUGAAAAAAAGAAGAUUCCAAGACAUCUCAGCGGCCAUGGGUAUCAUUGGCAAAAAAGAAGAAUUCUCCGACGAUGAUCGCCUCAGCAAGAUUGCUGAGGCAGAUACCAAACCAUGGUACAAGAAACCGAACUUGAGGUUCUUGUACCUCAUCCUCGUCCCCACUGGACUUGGAGUGGAAUGGACUUCGGGUUUUGACUCCUCCAUGAUGAACAGUCUUCAGGCUGUACCAUCGUGGGUCGCAUACUUUGACAACCCUACGUCCUCACGUCUCGGGCUUCUCAACGCCAUGUACUCGCUCGGCGCCCUGAUGGCAAUCCCCUUUAUACCGUCUGUUUCGCAGUGGCUUGGCCGCCGCUGGACCAUCGUCGCUGCUUCACUUAUCAUGUGCUUGGGGGCAGGACUCCAGACCGGUGCUGUCAACCAGGACAUGUUUUUGGCCUCGCGUUGGGUCCUGGGAUUCGGUAUCCCUUUUGCAAUCGUCAACGCAUCAUCCAUGCUAGGAGAGUUGAGCUAUGCCAAGGAGAGGCCUGUUAUGACUUCGCUCUUCAACGCGUCCUGGUUUGUCGGUGCAAUCAUCGCCGCUGGCACGACAUACGGGUCUUUCAAAAUGAACACGACAUGGGCCUGGCGACUGCCCUCACUACUGCAGCUGGUGCCGUCCAUGUGUCAGAUCAUCUUCAUGCCGUUCUGCCCAGAGUCGCCACGCUGGCUCAUAUCGGUUGACCGCGCUGACGAGGCCUAUGCCAUCCUGCAAAAGUACCACAGCGAGGGCCAGGACGGAGAGGAAUUUGCGCGCCUCGAGUUUGCACAGAUCCAGUCGACCAUCGCGCUCGAGAAGGAAACAGCAUCCAGAUUUAUCUGGGCCGACGUUAUCCGGGACGCCCCAAUGCGCCGGCGGUUUCUGCUGGCCGCCAUCGUGGGCUUCUUCACGCAGUGGUCCGGAAACGGCCUGCUCAGCUUCUACAUGAAGAAGAUUCUCAACCUGGUCGGCAUCAAGGACAACGACACGGUCCAAAAGUUCAUCCUCGGUAAUACGUGCUGGGGGUUCAUCAACGCUGUGCCCAUUGCCUUCUUCGCCCCUCGUUUCCCGCGCCGUCGGAUGUUCCUCAUUUGCACCAUCGGGACCGCUUGCGUCUACACGGCGUGGACGGUGGCCUCUGCGCGCUUCGACAUGACCCAGGACCCAGCAGCUGCCAUUCCCGUGCUGGUCUUCAUCUUUGUCUAUUCGCCCUUUUACAAUAUCGGCUGGAAUGCGCUAACCUAUACCUACAUGGUCGAGAUAUUCCCGUACGCCCAGCGUGCCAAGGGAAUCGCCGUGGAGCAGGCCACCGUGCGAAUCGCAGUGUUCUUCAACACGUACGUUAACGCUCUAGCGCUAGAUAGCAUUGGCUGGCGCUACUAUAUCGUAUAUUGCGUCUGGAUAUUGGUCGAGAUUGCGACGGUCUACUUGCUGUUCCCCGAGACGCAUGGCCGCACACUGGAGGAGCUUUCUUUCAUGUUUGAAGGCAAGGAGGCGCAGGCGCGUGUGACCAGCGGAGUCGACAAGAUUGCUCACGCCGAUGAGACGCGCGUGGAAGAGGAAAAAGCUACCGGGGACCCGGCAGCGGCCAACGAGAGCAGAGUUUAGGCUGAGCGAGAUCUUCCGAAAUGCUUCACAGUAGAAUCAAGUUGCGGGGGACAUACACCUAGGAUCUAUCCACUUGAAUACACGGGAUCCCGUCCGCUCUACCCUAGCAAAACCAAUGAUUGCUGGUACCAAAUGCCAUGGGAUUGAGUGAGAUCGGGGUACAGCCUCUAAUUGUGAUCAAUAGUCGUUCGCUGGGUAAUCUGUGUGCCUGUCAUUGAAACGAUCAGAUAUAUCACUGAGAAUCUGGAACAACAGCGAAUAUUGCCAAACGAGAUGAGUUUAAUUUCAUAUACACAUGAGCUACCCAGCCUCAACAUAGCGCUCCAUGAGCACCUCGGCAUCUCCCUCCUGGUAGAUGGACUUUUGCAACUUGACAGUGAUGAGCGGCUCCUUGGUUGGGUCGUCACUCAUCUCCAGCACGACGUCGUACGGCGUCCUCUCGCGACUGGCGAUGACCUCGGUGAUGCUGGCACCGCCGAU
Messenger RNA from Pyricularia oryzae 70-15, 2893 nucleotides. RefSeq lists its product as uncharacterized. Gene Ontology annotation, cellular component: membrane. The record is from RefSeq and is a predicted model, not a curated record. Gene Ontology annotation, biological process: carbohydrate transport; transmembrane transport. The transcript has 4 exons. Lineage: Eukaryota; Fungi; Ascomycota; Sordariomycetes; Magnaporthales; Pyriculariaceae. Bases 821 to 2413 code for a protein of 530 amino acids. Gene Ontology annotation, molecular function: carbohydrate:proton symporter activity.